GUCACACCAGGGAAGCCCUUGGACCCACAGGAGGCUGCAGGGAGCGACAAGGCCAACACCCAAACUGUCCAGGAGGAGCCAAACCCCCAAACCCCUGAGAAGAAGCCAAACCCUCAAACUCUCCAGGAGAAGCCAAACCCCCAAAUCCCCCAGGAGGAACCAAACCCCUCGGAGCUGCAGCAGGACAGAGGCUGCAGCAAUGUGACUCCUUCAGCCCAGAGGCACAACAGGACAGACCUGAGCCCCCCCAAUCUCAGAGCUGGUGGUGCUAAAGGCACAGAAAAGGGGUACAGGGCCCCAGAAGGGAGUGAGGAGUGGCAGGAUGACAGCAGUGUGUCCUCUGUGUGGGACAGCAGUGACCUGGGGGCAGAGUCCCUUGAGGCACAGCUGGGAAUUCCCCUGGAGGACACCCAGGACCUUCCCCAGACUCGCUCUGGGCUCCAAUCCUACAGGAAUCACCUCCUCAUGGAGCUCAUGUGGCUGCAACAAGCUAUUGCCAGUCGUAAAAACUUCCUGAUGCUGAAACAUAAACUGGGCAUUCCUGAGGGAAGGCAAUCCUGA
This is a messenger RNA of Acanthisitta chloris (rifleman), 561 nucleotides long. It is a transcript of the gene IQCC, whose product is annotated as IQ motif containing C. NCBI's taxonomy places the organism in Eukaryota, Metazoa, Chordata, Aves, Passeriformes, Acanthisittidae. The record is from RefSeq and is a predicted model, not a curated record. The transcript has 3 exons. The annotation marks the transcript as partial.